UGAAUGAAAUAAUAAACAUGAUUUUAACUCAAUAUGUGGUAAAGAUUAUUAUCAAGAAAUACAGAGACACAUCAUCCUUUUUAAUGACUAUAUAUUCCCUUGCAUGGGUUGUACCAAAAUUUAUUAAACCAGCCCUCUACGGAAGGACAUUUAGUUCUAGAUUCUUGCAAUAAUGAACAUUUUUCCUGCUCUGUGUCUGUGUGUGUAUGAGACAACUUUGUGUAUUUUCCAGAUUAUGUCUCCUUCAGGCAGUACACUUCUAUAACAUUAUUUCUGGAUCAAAGCAUAUUCUAAGUUUGUGAUAAUUAAUAAACCAUUCUUACCAGAAAGGUUGUACCCACACUCACACUUCCAUCAACAGCGAGCCCUUUUCUCUCUCUUUGGUCAUACUGGAUAUGUGUAAUCCUUUCAAAAUUUAUCAAUAUGUCAGGAAAACAGUAACAUCUAAAUUGUGUUGAGUGACUUGCCAAUGAGCACUAAUGCUCAUUGAGGAUGGGUAUUGUGCUGAGUGCUCCCUUCUGGCCUUAGGUGGACAGUGCGUGCAAUAUGCAGAGAUCUGUAAUGUAAAUGAGAUGGUCUGGGCUCCAUACUCCUAGCUUUGCACUACCUUUGUGUAUCCUUGGGUAAGAUACUCAACUUUCCUGAGCGUCAGUUUCUUGAGCUGCAAAUGAAAGACUCGGAAUGGGUGUUCUUGCACUUCCUCUCUGGCUGUAACAGGGGGUAGACGCGAGUUCACUGCAAGAUCUGCAGCAGACACUGCUGGCUGACUAACCCAAUGCCACUCCCAGCCCCUUCUUGCUGGCCUGCCUCUACUCUGGAAGAAGCCGGAAAUGUUCAAUAGCCUCCUUUGGAGCUAAGGAGUGGCCAUUUUACCAAAUUCUGGCUAAUGAGACAUGAAGGGAAGGCUAUGAGGGUACUUCUGGAAAAGCAGCUUUUCUGAUGAAAGAAACAGGCACUAGAGAGAGCAAGCUCACAGUGGCUGUGUCUUUCUCACGCUCUGCUUUCCAUGCAGACUUGAUGCCUGGACCUGUGGGGCAUGUGGUAGCUUUAUACUGAGUGGACUCAGCUGAACAGGAUCUGUGCUUCAGAAUCCUGGCCAGUUUCAAGGCUAACAUUAGCCACAAGAGAAGUGUUGUAUGAGACUGAGAAGGCAUCAGGGAAGCAGCAGCCAUGGUUUUCAUGCUCUGAAGGACAAUGCAGGGCUCCAGACAUGGUGAUAACUCUGGUACAUUGUCACUGAUCUGCCAGCUCACCUUGCUGGUAUGAGGCAGCACGUGGGCUCCAGCUGCCAUCAGAUCUCCUUCAGCUUCUCUGCAUCCUAAGCCAAGUGCAAGUGUAGCCCCAUGAAGGGUGCCAGCUUCUCCCAUAAUACACUUGCAUUAUCAAGGUCAGAGGUAGUAAGAGACACACACAAAUCUGCUCUGUCUUUGUUGAUUCUAGUUGUUCAUGAAUUCUAGUUUAGCCCUGUAGGUCCCAAGCCUGUACGUGCUUUCAUCCACAACCAGCUUUCUACCCUGACCACCAUUCGGUCUGACCUAUGGUAACUUCCGGUUCGGUCAGGGCUAGACAGCGAACAGCUUUGCAUGGCCUUCUCCAGGAGCUCCCACAAUCAUGUAGUGUCUAAUGCAUCACUCUCCAAUAGAGCUUCUGUGAUGACGGAAGUGUUUUGUAUAUGAGCUGCCCAAUAUGAUAGCCACUAAUCACAUGCAUAUGGCUACUGAGCACUUGAAGUGUACCUAGUGCAACUGAGAAACUACACUGUUAAUUUUGACUCAUCUAAAUUUAAACUGCCACCUGUGGCUGGUGGCUACCAUAUUGAAGAGCGCAGGUCUAGUGCCUAAUAAUAAAUCUCUCAUUCUUCAUCACUUACAGUGGUUCUGUUUCUCUGGUUGCAUCCUGACCGAUCUGAGCAGUGACUGGUGACUACACAAGGAAGGACAUAUAGACAGCAUGCUAGGUAUGAAAGGCUAGAGAUCAGAAAGAGACUGGUUCUCUGGGAGGCUCAGCCACCUGUGACUGUUGAACUUCUUAUAUGAGAAAAGUAGACUCCCUUUGAACUUGCCCUGUUGGGAGCCUCAUCUCCAUUCCAGUCCCCAGGCUAGAAUUAUCAAGGUGAGCUAAAAUAUUCAUGGAGAGCAAGCAGGCUGUGUGUGGUAAGAUGUGCUCGUCAGCACCUAAUGUGUUCCUUAUUCCACCAUGAGGACUUUUACCCCUUCCUUAUUCCCUAUGCAGAUCCUUCCAUCUCCCAGUUCUUCCUCCUUCCCCACGUGAAUAUGACUUUCCUUACAGAAUGCAAUUAACCCCCUUUGUCACACUGGAUUUUGUUUGUUCAAACAGUUUUAAACACCAGCCCAUUUUCAGGAGUCUGCAAUUGUGACAAUGGGGGUGGCGGACAACCAAUUUUGUCAGCUCUAGUUUCUAAAACUGGCCACUUACUAAUAAGCUUUAGAAGGAAUCCGUCUUUCCAGAUGUGCUCUGCACCAUUAACCUGAAAGAAUUAAUCCUGAGCAAGAGCUUCUUUCAAGACUGUGCUUGACGAGAGUACAAUGAGCAAUGAUUUCAAGCUGUGUUCACAAACAAUUCUACACACAAGGAACAUUUCUUUUUCUUUCUUUCUUUUCUGGCUUGCUUAAACAAGUGGUUAUCCGUUAUGGUGUUGACAUAGGAAAAGGCGAAAUGCUGGCAACCGAAUCAAAGCAGCAGGGCAACAGACAGCUCAGGGGCGGCAAAGUUUGGUUCCUUGGACAACCAGGCGAGCUUUUCACUUCCUCCUAAUUUGGGUCCCGCCCUCUAAGUUGAUCUUCCUGAGAAUGUCAAAAGAAAGAGAAAAGAACAUAUUGGUCCAACUGCACGCGGUCUUUGGUGCUUGUUGCUCCAGAUACUUACACUCAUCUCCCAGGACAGGGUCCUUCUAACUUCUCUCUCGUUUGGUACGAGCCGCGAGAGGAGGGCGCAUCUCUCCUCCCGGCACUCCACCAUGGGCAAUAUCUCCGAAGACUCCUCGCGGGAGGACUGCAAGUCUCUGCAGUCGCUCCCCUCCGGCGAAAGCCCGGCCAUCAGCUCGGUGAUGUUCUCGGCCGGGGUGCUGGGGAACCUCAUCGCGCUGGCGCUGCUGGCGCGCCGCUGGCGGGGGGACGCGGGACGCAGCGCAGGACGCGGGAACUCUAUCUCCCUGUUCCACGUGUUGGUGACAGAGCUGGUGUUCACCGACCUGCUUGGGACCUGCCUCAUCAGCCCGGUGGUGCUGGCUUCCUACGCUCGGAACCAGACCUUGGUGGCCCUGGCGCCUGAGCGCCGCGUGUGCAUCUACUUCGCCUUCGCCAUGACCUUCUUCAGCUUGGCCACUAUGCUCAUGCUCUUCGCCAUGGCCCUGGAGCGCUACCUAUCCAUCGGGCACCCCUACUUCUACCAGCGCUGGGUCACGCGCCGAGGCGGCCUGGCGGUGCUGCCCACCAUCUACACGGUAUCUCUGAUCUUUUGCUCCCUGCCGCUGCUGGAUCCAGAGAAGUACGUCCAGUACUGCCCUGGGACGUGGUGCUUCAUCCAGCACAGCCAGACCACGUACCUGCAGCUCUACGCCACCGUGCUGCUGCUCCUUAUCGUCGCGGUGCUCGCCUGCAACUUCAGUGUCAUCCUCAACCUCAUCCGCAUGCACCGUCGGAGCAGGAGAAGUCGCUGCGGACCCUCCUUGGGCAGCUGCCGGGACGGCCCUGGGACCCGCAGGAGAGGGGAAAGGGUGUCCAUGGCGGAGGAGACGGACCACCUCAUUCUCCUGGCUAUUAUGACCAUCACCUUUGCGGUCUGCUCCUUGCCUUUCACGAUUUUUGCAUAUAUGGAUCAAACCUCUUCCCAAAAAAACAAGUGGGACCUCCAAGCUCUUAGAUUUUUAUCCAUCAAUUCAAUAAUUGACCCUUGGGUCUUUGCCAUCCUUAGGCCUCCUGUUCUGAGAAUAAUGCGUUCAGUCCUCUGUUGUCGGGUUUCAUUAAGAACACGAGACGCAGCACAGACUUCCUGUUCUAUACAGUCAAAUGCCAAUAAGUAGACUGACCUUCGCCGACAGUAGUUAAGAAAUGCUUCGUUAGCCAGCAUCUGGAAGAUCAUUUUGAAAUGGCUGCAUGAGAAAUGAAAAAAGUAAGUUUACAAACCCUAAUAAAACAGAGUGAACAAACCUUUCAGCAGCGGCUGGGGCUACAGAGGUGCUGACAAGGCACUUCAUGGAAGUUGUCAGAAGGAUCUGUAAAACCUGCCUUCAACGAGCAAGUCAAGGAGGUUGGUCUUUGGAGGAAAAACCAACGGUGUUCAGGAUCCAGUUGCCUUUUGAUUUAAACUUCCCCCUUGAGUGAGAAAGCAUGUGGUUUUGAAAUUUGUUUAAAACCCUAAAUAGUUACAGUGUUUUCUAUUUUAAUCUUCUAUGCUACUGCCGUUAUAAACACACAGCGUGCAGUCAGACCAAAUGAAACUUUGUGUGUCUCCUCUAGGAAGGCCAUGUGUGGAAGCAGCUGAGACUGGUGUCUUGUGUUGCUUAACAAACCCUUUGUUUGGCCAAUGAAUUUGGAAAUCACAGGCACUUUGUACCGUCCUAUUUGUGUAUGUGGGAGGUCUCUCUGGUCACCACGGUAUUACGCGUGGAACAGUGGGCUCAGCUGGUUAACGUCACUGUUUCACUAGUCCUCUAGAAGCUGUGUGUCAAAGUAUUAGGUAUUUAUUUUAUAAUGUCCAUUGUGCUAAGGGUAAUCAAGAACACUUCUGGAAUUUUCCUCUCAACAAGAAAUAAUAGGCUAUUAAAAGAGUUUUAAUUCUGAUUAAUACUUUUCAUUCUCUUUUCAGGGAGGGGAAAUGUGGCCAAAUAUUAGAAUUUAAAAAACUCUUCUAUUGCUCAUGUUGAGGCUGUGACUAAUAUCUACUUGAUAAUAUGACUGUCUUGUAGCAAAACUCAUGCAUCUACAUUUUUAUCCAGGAAACACAGUUUGACUCAUACUAUAUAGGAAAUCAUGCAAUAGUGAGUCAUAUCUUAAUAUGUUUCUAAAUCUAAACGUUUAGCAUGGUGUAAGCCCAGCAUCAAAAUAUUUCAGUGAAUUUGUGCUCUUUAAUCAUCUUAGUUAUUGUGUAAACUCAUCUGAAAUGUCAGGAAAAUAAACUAUGAAACAAAAAUGGAAAAUGAGAUAGUAUUUGAUGAAUUCCCCCAAAUAACAGUUUCUAGAGUAGAUAUAAUAUUUUUAAUAAGAGAAAAGUAGAAAAAAUAUAUUUAUUUUGGCAGACAAGUUUGUAAAGUGUGGUUGUAUUAUAAUUUAGAUGUCAAAAUAUUCAGUAUAGUACUUGGUAUUAGAGCAUUUUUUUCUUUCCGUACAGCAUGAUCUUCCAAACAGUAGAACCACCUUAUUUAUUUAUUUAUUUAUUUUGCAGUGCAUGUUAUUACAGGAUAGUUGUUAUUAAAAAAAGAGAGAGAGAGAUGCUAGUUUUUUCCAAGGUCUCAUUGAAUUGCUUACACAAAACCAUUUCCUAUAAGUAGUUAUCAAACUAGCUAAUCACUUAAAGUGAUUCCAAACCAAUCCAGCAUCAGACACAGUCUAUGUCAAAUCAGCUCUUAUUUUUAAAAGAAUAAAUAAAUGGUUUGUUUUUAUACUAAUUUAAACAAACCAGGCACAAUUUAACUUAACUGAAAUCUGGACAUGUAAAUAAAUCUUCCCUGGACACAAGUUAAGAGAUUGUUCUAAAUAGGAUUAAUUAUGCUCAUGGGUAAUUCCUAAACAUAAAAUUCUGAAGUUACUUCGAAUCUGGAAGAUUGAUUUCUUUUAUCAAAUGACUAUUUUUUCCUCCAAAUGAAAAAAUGUUAACUACAAUCCUUCACUCCACCUUACCUCUGCCCCAAAAUUCUGGAAUAAUGCCUAAGAACUUAAAAAAAAGGAAAAGCACACUUGGACAUAGUAUCAUUGGUAGGAACACAAUGAUUCACUCUGGGGGCCCAAUAUGUAAGAAUUUAAGCCAUUUACUUAAGAACUGGUAGAUUUCUAGUGCUUUGUUUCCUCAUGUACUCCUGUUCCUUGCACUGUGUUAAAUGGCUAAAUCCUGUUGUUUUGUCUGCAUAUACAUAGUAGGAACUGAACUUAAAAAUCCUAUGUAAUAGUCAAUCUUGUAUUACUAAUGGCGAUUUAAAGGUAAUGAAAAAAAUUACUUAGAAUAGAUAGGUAAAUAUUUCUUUUCUAAAAAAUCCCAUUCCAUCAGAUAAACCUGUUUACACUUGCUGACUCGUUUUCAAAUUAAAUAAAAAACACAGAGCUUGGGCUGGUAUAUUAGAGAACUGAACUGUGAUUUAAAAAGACACCAAUUUUAUUCGUUGUCCCCCACAGUCAGUGGGAUGAAAAGGGAGAAACUACAGUGGAUUUUCACUUCAGAAUGCCAGCCCUCACGUUGGGCGUCCAGGAACUAGAUGGGCCAGAGUAGUCAGCCCUGAGCUGAAUUAUUUCCAGUUCCCUGUGGCCCAGGUCCAGGGGGACCUGGGAAAUUCCGGUACUGAAGUGUGGCUUGAAUCUCCAAAGAUCUGAUAGACGCUAUAGAAAGCCUCCAAAAGACCUGAAUUUCAAAGCGGUUUGGAUGCAUGACAACCUAGAGCCAGAGCAAAGCUCUAGAAACAGCGCCAACCCCAAACCACCAUGUUGGCAGAGACUAUAAGCCCUGUGUGGCAGGCAGGGAAAAUCCAGUCUGCAUCACUGCAUUCUCAGUGUACUUCAGUUAAAUUUUUGGCAUCCCUGUCUGCUCAUGCCAGAGCACUUUGAAAGGGUUGUUCUAAUGUUCAUGUGAUGUCAGCUCUGAUUGGAAUUGAGAAAAACCCAAUAUAUUCAGGUUUAAAAUUUGAUGACAUUGAAAGGCAGGGGGAGACAAUUAGCUUGCACUCAUGUAAAGGUUUGUUUCUUUCAUUUAGCCCAAACUCAUGGUUUUCUGAAUUCAGGAAGAACCCCCACCUGAGCCAUUUACAGAUGGAGAAGCAGUCUCCUUGGCAAAUGAGAAGUUUCUAUGUGUGGGCAGACAGUGCCUACUCAUGUAGGUGGUGUUGCAACUUAAGUCUUUGAUGAUGGGUCUUCUGUCCCAUCACACACUUAACUUCAUUGGAUUUCCUCCCUGAGGACACUUUUAUAACAUAACUCCAAUCAUCUAACAACAUUAGAAUUGAUUUUUUUUAAUUCACAAAAUAUUUUUAUUACCGUACAUGCACACUAUGGAAAUGAAUAUUAUUUUAGCAAGUCACAACAGCUUUAGCCUAUACAGGAAACCAAGGACAUGGACUGGGCAUUAAUUUUUAAUUCAGAAAGUUACUUUUUUUUUGAGGGGGGAGCUUUUACCAUUCUUUUAAUUGUUAAGUAAAUUUUCUUGGAUUAUAUAUUUUUUUAUUCCCUAUAAAAUGAAUGUACUAUUCAAAUCCAGUUCAGGUGGUUUAAUUCUGUGAUCCAGCUGCUUCAUUUCUAAAAUCUGCCACGAGUCAAAUCAGUGUGAAGUUUCCAG
This is a messenger RNA of Mustela erminea (ermine), 7497 nucleotides long. It is a transcript of the gene PTGER2, whose product is annotated as prostaglandin E receptor 2. Gene Ontology annotation, cellular component: plasma membrane. Gene Ontology annotation, molecular function: prostaglandin E receptor activity. The coding region runs from base 2978 to 4042 and encodes 354 amino acids. The record is from RefSeq and is a predicted model, not a curated record. NCBI's taxonomy places the organism in Eukaryota, Metazoa, Chordata, Mammalia, Carnivora, Mustelidae. Gene Ontology annotation, biological process: inflammatory response; positive regulation of cytosolic calcium ion concentration; adenylate cyclase-activating G protein-coupled receptor signaling pathway. The transcript is spliced from 3 exons.